AUGUAUAACUACAAUCAAAUAAUAUUACUUUGUCUCCUGCUAUUAAUAACAAGCUUGUCCAUCAAUGGACAACGUCAAGAAUCAUUCACAAUGACAGUUGCCAUCUUUGAUCAUUAUCCAGAAUAUAAUGAAAACUUUGAAGCUGAUGUUGGUACUUAUACUGGUCUGAAACCUGGAAUGGUUAAGAAGACAUUGAAUGAGACUACCAAGAUUCCAGACUUGGUUAUUGAUGAGGACUUGUGGAGAUUCGGUCGUAUUAUUAAGCCAGACUUAUUCCCAUCAUUCUUCUCCAAUACUCCAAACAUCAAUAAGUUCAUCCCAUACGAUUUGACCUUUACAUUGAAGGAUAACAAUGGUAUCUAUACCAUGGAGAAUCAGAACUUCUUCCCAAUCAAUGGACAAGGAUGGGAUGUUGACUAUGACAAGGCACACGAGUACAAGGAUGCCUUUGGUGAAUACCAAAACUUCCACUUCUGUCUCAAGUUGAACUCAUACUUUACCUACCGUGGCAAUGAAGAGUUCUUCUUCAAAGGUGAUGACGAUGUCUGGGUGUUCAUCAACAACAAGUUGGCCGUAGAUCUCGGUGGUCUCCAUUCUGCCGAGGAGGGCAGUGUCGACUUGACAACCCUCAAUUUGGUUAAGGGCAAGACAUAUCCAUUCGACUUCUACUACUGUGAGAGACACACUGAUCAGUCCACAAUUAGGAUUGAUACCAACAUUGAGGUCCGUUGCCUCUGGUUCGACUUCUGUGGUAUUUGUAAUGGUGAUGGAUCUUCAUGUUGCUCCGCCUCCAAGGACUGUGAUGACAAGGACUCGUGCACAAUCGAUGCCUGUCCAGCUGCCAUCACACCAGGCGCCAACCCAGACAACGUCGCAAAGUACUGCAAUCACACCAAGAUCACAUGUGAUGCCCAGACUGCCGCCGACAAGUGUAACGCCUACAAGUGUGAGGGAGGUUCAUGUGUGGUCGGCGACAAGAAGCCAGCACCAUUGAUCUCCUGCCAAGUUGGUACCCACUGCGAUCCAAAGUCAGGCUGGUUGUACAAGCCAUUGUGCAGCAACAACGACAAGUGCACCAGCCUCAAGUGUGUGCCAGGCUCCGACCCAACCAAGGACCGUUGUGAUUCCACUCCAGUCAACUGUAACGGCACCGACCAAUUCUGCACUGUCUACAGCUGUGACUCUGCCAGUGGCUGUCUGUCCCAGCCCAAGACCUGCAUGCCAGAGACACCCGAAGCCUGUACCGAGUACUUCUGUACCCCGGGCAAGGGCUGUGAUUUCAAGAAGCUGAGUGAGAAGGAGUGCGGCUGCUGCGAUCCAUCCAAGACCGAGAUGUGUAAGGUGGCCAAGUGCAACACUAACACCGAGAAAUGCGAGUACUCCGACGUGGUCAUCGACAACAGCGACCCGUGCAUGGUUGGCCACUGCAACUUGACCACCGGCCAGAUCACCUACACCCCCGUCGUGUGCAGCGGUUGCCAGGUGUGCAGCAGGGCUGCCAAUGGCACAUGCGUCGACACCGACUCUCUGUGCAGCCAUGCCAACCAAUGCACAGACGUCACCUGUCAGGCUGGUGAGUGCAAGGCAACAUCAAUCCCAUGCCAGGACAACGACCCAUGCACCAUCGACAAGUGUGACCCAACCAAGGGCUGUGAUCACUCUGAGAAGCUGUCCUGUCCAGAUGAGGGCCUCUGUCUCGUCGGCCAAUGCACCCCAGGCGUCGGCUGCACCGUCACCAACAGGACCUGUGACACUGGCGACUUCUGCAUGGACUCGCUCUGUGACCCACGUCUCGGCUGCAUGCAAUUCGCUCGCAAGUGCGUGGCACCCGAUCCCGACUGCCAGUACGGCGUGUGCAACAAUGAGACACAGAAGUGUGACUUCCACGAGUACUCGCCCAAACCAUUCGGCUGUAACAAGGCUGCAGUGAUCUCCACCGGUGUCAUUGCCGGUAUUGUAGUGGCAGGUGCUGUGGCAUUGGCCGUCAUCAUAUUCGGAGGCAAGAAGGGAUAUGACCACUGGAAGAGUGCCAACGAGAACAAGAUCACAACAACCAGUUCCAAUCCACUAUACACAGAGAAUCCUGCAUCUGGUACCAAUCCACUAUUUGUAGAGUCGAGCAAUGCUUAA
Molecule: messenger RNA, 2130 nt
Organism: Acytostelium subglobosum LB1
Lineage: Eukaryota; Evosea; Eumycetozoa; Acytosteliales; Acytosteliaceae
Exons: 3
Coding region: 1-2130 (709 amino acids)
Cellular component (GO): extracellular region
Source: RefSeq, a predicted model, not a curated record